Messenger RNA from Magallana angulata, 4246 nucleotides. RefSeq lists its product as uncharacterized. The record is from RefSeq and is a predicted model, not a curated record. Bases 3118 to 4242 code for a protein of 374 amino acids. Gene Ontology annotation, molecular function: protein dimerization activity. NCBI's taxonomy places the organism in Eukaryota, Metazoa, Mollusca, Bivalvia, Ostreida, Ostreidae. The transcript has 3 exons.
AGAAUUCAUGUUCUUCUUUGAGUUAGUAGAGCAAUUUAAUUGUAGCUUUAAUAAUUGUAAGUUGUUUUUCUUAGAAACUGCUUAAAAUAUGAAAACAAUUGCCAAUGUGCUUAUAUGAAAUCCAUUUAUCUUCCCAAUAGGUCUGCCCUGGGUUACACAGACCUGAAGAAAACCAUGAAAAAAGCUGUCACCUUACUGAUUAAAUAAAUGGUGCAACUGGCAACCAAAAAAGAAUGAUGACGUAAUUUGUUUAAGAUUAUGGAGAGGAACAUAUACACAACAGUGCUGAAUUCCAAUGUGGAUUUUGUUGUGAUAUUCUGAUAGCUGGUUUUGUGAUUGUUUAUGUGUGAAAUCAGAAUGCCCACGAGACUGUCAAAAAAAAGGACAUUUGGAAUGCCUUGGACGAAUGCCUCGAUCAAUCGUAAUAUAGCAAGUGGUUGUGCAGGACUUGUGAACUACGGUAUAUGGUUUGAGCUUUGCUUCCGGUAAACAGUGAACUUUUGUCCAUAUCCGUCUGUGUGCUUUGUGUCAAUCAAACUGCAAUACAUGUUUAUCUGCAGCAACAAAUCGUCACUGAUCGGCUGAGUACUUUUAAUCAAGUUUCAUCAUGAUUUGUUAAUCAUAUUUGUGUUUAUUGUAUUUAUAAAAUGUGUUAAAUUUAAAGAUUAUUAAUUGUAACUGGUGUCUUUUAUAAACAUGUUGAAAUUCCAGUUUCAGAUCUUCUUUAAUAUUGUGUAAUCACAAACUGUCCAACUGGCCAGAAAGAACCAUCACCAUUACAAUUCAAUUCUUGCAAUACAAAUCAAGUUACUAGUGCUCGAAGAAAGUUAAAACAAAAAUGCCCAGCAGUUAGAACCAUAAAGAAUCCACCCUCAUCAUCAUAUUGAGCAAUGCAAAAGUGCAACAGUUACUUGUUAUUAUACUUCAUGUUAAAUACAGAAAUCUAAUUGGUUUAGACACAGUUUAUAAUCUGUUUUUUUUUUUUACCCUUAGCGUUAGCUUGGCAACGGGUAACACAACAAAAUGUUACAUGUGCGUAAAUUAAGUUUGUACAGUUUGCCGUAGAAUUCACAUCAUUCCUAUAUAUAUAAAAUCAGUAAAUUUUUCUUUACAAUAAGGAAAUCCAGUAUAAUAAAAUAAAUAAGGAGAGUUUUAUGACAAAUUUUGCAUGGGUGAAUAUGCUGCAACUGAUGUACUGAGUGAUGACACUAUUGGGUGUAAUAGGUUAAAGAGACAGUACAGCGCAUCUUAUAAAAAAAACCGACUUGAAAAAUUUUUCCAAUCGGGUUCGAUAUUUUUGUACUACUCAUGAAUGUAUAAACUUUCAAAUAAUUACUAAGUUCUCCAUGAAAUAAAUAUGUGAUAGGUUAUACGUAAUUAUUAAUUUUAAUGAAAUAAUUAGAUUUAUUUCAUUAAAAUUAAUGAUUACAUAUAACCCAUCACAUAUUUACAUUACAACGUGUUACGGGGUUUAGCCUUUUUUUACUAUUAUGCAUGCGUAUUAACUGUAAACAAAAUCCAUGCAGGGCUUGCGAAGAUUCUCCUAGACAAGUUUGUUGAUAAAAAUAUGUCUUUUCAACUUCUCCCAGAUAGUAAUUGACCAAAGUUUUUAAAAUAACCACAAUUAUUAUUUUGUAAGUAUGUAUUUUUUGUGUUUAUCAUAGGAGUUGCUACAACCUAAAUUCAUUUUUGCAAAUGAGGCCCCUUGAGGGGUUAUUUGACAUAUUUAUGUCUGAACCGAAAUUGGUAAACCAUUUAUAAAUUAUCGAGUAAGUGAGGAUGUGCUCUGUUUAGAGAGUCCCUUUACCCUGAUGACCAUGAAGACCAUAGUCGGACGAAGGUCUUGUAUUUUUCAGCUUGUGUCAAUUACUGUCAAUUAAAGUCCACAUGGUACAAAUAAACAAUGUAAGAUUAUUCUGGUUUGUAUGACCCUUUAAUUUCCGGAAGCUUAUAAUUACGUUAAUUAAGUAUGUGGAAGGGAUUUUAAUGUAUUUCAACUAUUACAAUGAGUUUAAUUUCUUAUUUCCUAUCAAUACAAUAGGUAAAUCUGAAGUCAUUCAUACGUUUUCAGCUGUACUGUCUCUUUAACAAUUUGAAUCAUGAGUUGCAGGUUAUGAAAUAAGAAUUUUCAUCGGGUUUUUUUUUAGUACCAGUCCACUAUUGCGCGAUUUUCGAUCAUUACAGCCAUUUCAUUGUGAUUGAUAGAGAUGGAAAAACUUAGAAAUUUCUCCACGAAAGUGAUGACAGUCUGGUGUGUUGUCUACAGUUCAAUUUAAAAAUUCAUGAGAAGGAUUUUAUGUACAAGAUAACUACUCUGAGUUUAAUAUAAACAUCUUUGGUACAAGUUAACCAUUUAGUUUUGGUCAGCCUUACUGACCAGUGCGGUCACAUUUUGUCAAUCCUAUUCCAUCCUGUUAGAUGCGAGCCUCAAACCACUAUGUAAGUAUUUUUCUUAGUAUAAAUUGCUUUAGUUUGUCAGUAUUGAAUCAUAUUUUUGAAGUAUUAUUACAGAUGGAGAUUUAUUAUACAGAUAAAACAUUCUGAAAAGUAUGGCAAGCCAUUUUGGUCUUAAGUAAUUUACACAUUUUUUCUAAGGUAUAAGGUAAUGGUUCUACAUUUUCCUAUUUUGUAAAUUGUUAUUUCUAUUUGUUGUAGUUUUUACCAAUCCUUAGCACGACAGCAACGUGUACCACACAAUAAAACAUGAAAGCGUUUGACUUUUGUUCAUGGUUAGCUAUCUGCCUGCACCAGGCAGAAUAGUCUGGUAUGUCACAAAGAGGAGUUUGUGAAACUGGCGGUGAUGAGUUGCAGGACGGAGUACUUACGGCCAUUCGAAAUAAAGAACAUGAAUAUUACUCCUGCAAAGACGUAUUCUGACUGCAUACUCAAUUUGCAGACACCAGGUACAAAAGGAAAGUAAAAACAAAAGUGUCUAGAUGAAUUCUUCCAACCAAAAACACCAAAACAUUUGAUAUUUUGGGGUCUAGAUGUCCCCAUCACUAAUGUCAUCCCUAAUUCAUGUAUCAUGCUAUGUACUGAUAUAGCAUCCCAUAUCUGAAAAAGUUCAAAGAUAUAUUACAGCAGAUUUUUAAAUUCUAUCAAAACUCAGCUGUGAGAAUGGCAGGACUGAAAGAAAUUGAGGUAUUUAAAAAAUUAGAUGAGAUUACUGGUAAAAUUGGAUGUGUUUUGGGAUCAAAUCUAUGCAUGGUAAUUGUGAUCAAGCUCCUUGUCAAUAAAUUUCUAAAUACUGCAUGCUACUUUUGUAUAGACAAUUUUAGGAGGACAGAAAAUAAAGAUGAAAGAAGUAGGAGAGACACUCGCUGGUUGUCUCAUGACAGGGCUGAUUCAGCAGUCAGACAGUGCUUGCCUGCCCUUAUUACAAGUUUAGAGAGGGAAGCAAGUAAGCGAUCAGAUGCCACAGCAGCUGGUUUAAGUAUGUUUGUAAAAAAUCCAAAUUUCAUUGCCUCCAUCUACAUGAUGUCAGAUGUUCUACCCCAUCUAUCAAGACUAUCAAAGUCAUUCCAGAAAACAGAUGUUGACUUCACUAUUGUGGACACCCUGGUUGCUGCAACCCAGUUGACCUUGACCAGACUCCUGGCAAGUUAUGGACAGCAUAUGAAGGCCCUACCCCAAGUACUGGAGGAACUUAAGGGAUAUGGUGUCAAGGGAGGUCCUGAAAACUUAACAACAUUUCAUGACCAGGUGUACAUCCCCUACAUUCAAAAUGUAAUUGAAAACCUGCAUGACAGAUUUCCAGACAACCCAGUCCUAGAGGCUCUAACUCUAUUGGAUCCAGAUCUCCUGGGUGAUGAUCCAUCAGAGCAUGACUGGAUUCAUCAAACAAAGCUGCAGACAUUGGUUGAUAAAUUUGUUUCCAUUGGCACAAAGGAGAAUAUCUGUUCUGAGUGGGAGGGGCUGAAGGAUCUUCUUUACAAGGAAUGUAAGGGGCUGGGAUUUAGACAAGCCCUUCAUAAAAUAGUGAAGUUGUAUCUGUAUCCCUGCAUGACAAAGUUUGUUGCUAUUGGACUUGUUCUACCUGUUUCAACAGCAGACUGUGAAAGAUGUUUUUCAUGCUUGAAAAGACUUAAAACCCCACUUAGAAACAGAAUGGGGCAGAAAGUAUUAAACUGUCUUGUGAACAUUUCAUGUGAAGGACAGCCAGUUGAACAAUUUGAUUUUGAAAAAAGUGCUAUUAGUUUUGCAAAAGGAAAAAUCAGAAAAUUUCUGCAUAAAUAUGAAUAAGAAA